AUGCUUCGAUUCCAUGCGUUGCUCCUGGCUGUUCUCUUCCUGACUACAGUAUUUGCAACUCCUAUCCAACAAAAGCAGAAACAAAAACGCUCCUUUAAAAUCCCUCGCAUACGCAACGCCAAUUACAAGCCUAACGGCAGAGCAGCUUACAAAAGAGCACUCUUUAAAUUCGGUUUCAAUGACAUCAGCUUCUUGCCCGAGGGAGAGGUGGCCACCAGAAUCAAAGCAGCAACCGCCGCAGCGGUCAAUGCGACAGACAAGGAAGAUGGCGAGACUACCGCGUCUCCGACUCAGAAUGAUGCCCAGUUCCUGUCACCUGUGACCGUUGGUGGCCAGAAAUUGAUCAUGAACUUCGAUAGUGGCUCAUCCGAUUUCUGGGUUUUCAACACCAACCUCGCGAAGUCUGCUCAACAAGGCCACACAGUCUACGAUCCAACCCAAUCAACCACCUUUCAGAAGCUCGAUGGCACUUUCAACAUUACCUACGGCGACGGGUCUUUUGCUUCCGGCCCCGUCGGCGUAGAUCAAGUCGAUAUUGGUGGCGCUACUGUGGCAGCCCAAGCCAUUGGUCUUCCGGAUACAGUCGGCAGCAGCUUUAUAACUGAGUCCGCAUCGAACGGCCUCGUCGGCCUUGCUUUCAGCAGCCUCAACACGAUUCAACCUAAACCCCAAAAGACCUUUUUCGACAAUAUCAUCAACGACCUCACGCUGCCAGUUUUCACGGCUCAACUGAAGUCCGGCCAGGUCGGUGCUUAUGAGUUCGGCAACAUUGACACUACGGCAUUCAAAGGUAAUCUCACCACCGCUGCGGUGGAUUCGUCCCAAGGUUUCUGGGAAGUCUCCUCGGCAUCCGCGGUAGUACAAGGCCAGAAUGUGGAUAUUCCCAACGGCAGAGCCAUCAUCGACACAGGCACAUCACUGAUGCUGGUGUCCGAUGACUUGGUUGUGGCAUACUGGAACACUGUCGAGGGGGCGCAAGUGAGUCAAGAGGCCGGCGGUGUGAUUUUUCCAUGCAACACCGCUUUGCCAGAUCUUCAGGUGGCGAUAGGAAAUUCGUACCUCGCAACGGUGAAUGGGGAUGGCAUGAAUUUUGCCGAAGUUGGGACAGAUACCCAGACUGGAACCGAUUUCUGUUUCGGUGGUCUACAGUCCAAUCAGGGCCUUCCUUUCUCCAUCUACGGAGAUGUCUUCUUCAAGUCUCAAUUCGUCGUCUUCGAUGGCUCAACGCCCUCGAUCAGUAUCGCGCCACACGCUUAG
Messenger RNA from Capronia epimyces CBS 606.96, 1257 nucleotides. Its product is annotated as aspergillopepsin I. Gene Ontology annotation, biological process: proteolysis. Bases 1 to 1257 code for a protein of 418 amino acids. Lineage: Eukaryota; Fungi; Ascomycota; Eurotiomycetes; Chaetothyriales; Herpotrichiellaceae. The transcript is spliced from 3 exons. The record is from RefSeq and is a predicted model, not a curated record. Gene Ontology annotation, molecular function: aspartic-type endopeptidase activity.